Scylla paramamosain (green mud crab) is the source of this 7402-nucleotide messenger RNA. Its product is annotated as soluble guanylate cyclase 88E-like. The record is from RefSeq and is a predicted model, not a curated record. The transcript is spliced from 14 exons. Gene Ontology annotation, biological process: nitric oxide-cGMP-mediated signaling; response to oxygen levels; cGMP biosynthetic process. Gene Ontology annotation, cellular component: guanylate cyclase complex, soluble. Lineage: Eukaryota; Metazoa; Arthropoda; Malacostraca; Decapoda; Portunidae. Gene Ontology annotation, molecular function: guanylate cyclase activity; nitric oxide binding; heme binding. The coding region runs from base 583 to 3105 and encodes 840 amino acids.
GCAGUCAGACUAACACGACGCCCACACAUGCCAUACAUCACCGCUCAGUCUUUUUAAUUCUACGAGUAUAAUUCUCGUUGAUAUUAUUGUAAGUGAUAAUGUUCUCAUCGGCACCCAUACAGUUACAGUACAGGCGAACACACACACACACACACACACUUACUGUUCUGUUAGUUCACCUACAUAACAACACUCCUACACUCACAGUCCCAGCCAGCCAGACAGCGAGACAACCAGCCAGCUACACUCCCCACCAGCCAAUCAGACAGCUACACUUCAAGCUAUCCAACUAACCACACUCCCCUACCAGCGAGCCAGCCAUGCAGCCAAACACCCAGCACAAAACCCGAACAGUAAAAAUGUUGCAGGAUACUUAAAGACUUCCUCACAGUAAGCACAGGAGGGCGAUUCCCGAAGGCCAGUGUGUAACCAGUCAAUUUUCUCCCUUACUUUACAGCACCUUUGAUCGUUUCCCACAGCCACCCUCUACCUUUCCUGUCCCUGGCGCCUGCACUAAUCCAGCCCUCUCUCACACUCUCUCUCUCUCUCUCUCUCUAUCUCUCUCCAGGCGUGCAGGCGGCCAUGUACGGAUUACUGAUCGAAAACUUCAGUGAGUUCAUCAAGAACGAUUAUGGCGAGGAUAAGUGGGAGGAGAUACGUCGAGAGGCUGACAUCGAACACAUGGACUUCAGCACGCACAAAAUCUACAGUGAAAACCUCCUGCCGAAGUUGUCCAGGGCCGCCGUCACCGUUCUCGGGAUCCCUAACGAUGAGAUUAUGUUCGCGAUGGGCAGCUUCUUCGUCGAGUUCGUGGGUCAGUAUGGCUACGACAGGGUCCUCUCCGUACUGGGCCGCCACGUGAGGGACUUCCUGAAUGGGCUUGACAACUUACACGAGUAUCUUAAGUUCUCCUACCCCCGCAUGCGGCCGCCGUCCUUCUUCUGCGAGAGUGAGUCCAGUGAGGGUAUGGUGCUGCACUACAGGUCCAAGAGGCGAGGGUACGCACACUACACCAUGGGCCAGAUCAAGCAGGUGGCGAGUCACUUCUACAACACAGACAUGAAGGUGGAGCUGGUGCGGGAGGAGUUCAUAUUCGACACCACGCACGUCACCUUCCAGCUCACCUUCGACAACCGAGCGUACGCCAACCAGAUCAACCUUACACUGAUCCGGGAGGAGAGGUCACUACCGCUCAGAGGCAACAUUCUCUUCGAAAUCUUCCCUUUCUGCAUCCUCUUCGGGAGCAACAUGCAGGUGCGGUACAUCGGCAACAGCAUGAUGCAAAUAAUGCCAGAGCUGGUGGGCAAGAAACUGACGGAAUGGUUUGACCUCAUCCGCCCCCAUGUCGAUUUCAAAUUUGAGGCUAUCCUACGUCGCACCAACAACAUCUUCGAGCUGAUGACGGUGGACUCGGUGUUUCAAGGCCAGAGGAAGGUGAACGGCGAGGUACAUGCCGACGAGGAGGAUUCAGAGCAUUCUUUCAAGCUCAAAGGCCAGAUGAUCUACAUGGAGGAAUGGAAAAUGGUUAUAUUCCUUGGCACUCCAGUCGUAAAGGAUCUCGACGCCCUUGUCUACUCUGGCCUCUAUAUCAAUGACCUCUCCAUGCAUGACUUCUCCAGGGACCUGAUGUUGGCGGGGACGCAACAGGCGGUGGAGCUCAACCUGGCGCUGGAGCAGGAGCAGCACAAGAGUAAGAAGCUCGAGGAGUCCAUGAAAAAACUGGACGAGGAGAUGAAACGAACAGACGACCUUCUCUAUCAGAUGAUCCCGAUGCAAGUAGCGCAGCGAUUACGUAAAGGAGAGAACCCCGUGGAUACCUGUGAGACCUUCGAGAGCGUGACCAUCUUGUUCUCAGACGUGGUCAACUUCACGGAGAUCUGCAGUCGCAUCACACCCAUGGAGGUUGUGUCAAUGCUGAACGCUAUGUACUCCAUCUUCGACAAGCUGACCGAGAAGCACGUAGUGUACAAGGUUGAGACCAUUGGCGACGCCUAUAUGGUGGUGGCGGGCGCCCCGGAGCGUCAGGCCAACCACGGCGAAAUGGUGUGCAACAUGGCGCUAGACAUGGUGGAGGCCAUCACCGAGCUCACCGACCCGUCCACAGGGAACCACCUGAGGAUCCGUGUGGGCGUGCACUCCGGAAUGGUGGUGGCGGGCGUGGUGGGACUCAAGAUGCCACGGUACUGCCUUUUCGGGGACGCCGUCAACACAGCUUCCCGUAUGGAGUCGACGAGUGAGGCGAUGAAAGUUCACAUCUCGCAGACCACACAGGAAAUAAUCUCUGACAAAUACCACGUGGAGGAGCGCGGAGAAAUCACAGUGAAGGGCAAAGGGAACAUGAAGACCUACUGGCUGAUGGACUGCGAAGGCCGCCAGUCAGUGAAGGGCCAGAACAUCGAGAACAUCGGGGAGGAGCGGCGGGGAUCAACGGCCUCAAGUACCUACUUCCCCAUCACCUUCCAGGACGUGAAGAAGAGCUCCCUCACCACAGCGGCCACCCUCACACCCACCAACACCCUCACCACCACCACCGCCGCCAACAAAACCACAUCUCAGACCACGCCCUCCGCCAGCAAUAACCACGUCUCCAAUAACAACAGCCACUCCCACCCGCCCAUCGACGUUCACCGAGUUCCAUUAGACAAGCCUAGAGGUCGCAGCUUUUCCAAUGUGGGAUUCUCAAGCCUGGCACUCCCAACUUUUGACGCACCAACCUCUAUCAGGAAUUCUCCCACAGAGGAGAAGCACCUGUCCUUCCCAGCACCGGAGCGGCUGGAGCGGGUUCGCAGCACCACCCACGAGAAGCCCUCCAAGAAUCUCCUCGCCCACCCCACCCAUCCCUUCCACGCCAAUCACCAGCAGAACCACACACCGCUGCCCGAUGUCCUCAUAGACUACCACCACUCCCACGACGGCAAGAUGGCGGCCAGCACCUUACACAAGGUGAAAGUCACGCUAGCCACGCCCAUGGACGGCAAGGUGGUGGACAUCACGGGCCAGCCAGACAUGGUGGACCGCGGCACCUCCCCCAUCGUGUCUCACACCGGAUGCUCCUCGUUCACCACCAAAAACAGGGUGCAGAGCCACGCCUGCCUCAUACUUUAACAUUAGCUGUCGGCGGUCCCUCCACCUGUAGGCACCUGUAGGCUCAGUUUCACUGCCUGGCGUUGGUAGCGUCGCCACCGGUGCGUUCAUUACCGCCGGUGCGGGAGGCACCACCGUCAUCGCAGCGGCGUAAGUGGCGACCGUGAAUAAGAGGGACAGGGACACACAUUAUAUCUUGACACACCACUCACUCACGUAUAACUUCACUGUCACCACACCUUCAUCACACUGUUCGCAGUGCCGUCCGUCCCCACCGUCGAGAGCAUCGCUGGGUGGAGCCUAGCAUCUCUCCGGCCCCUCCCGGCGCCACGCGCUGCGGCACAUCACCGACAGGCGCUGAAGGGACUAGGUGUCGAUGUAGAAUACAGUGCUGUUUGUAAUACUCUUAUUUGAUUCGAUAAAUGUUUUAUACGCAUAUCCCUAUAUAUAUGAAUAUUACUAAAAUAUAUUUUCCCACAAUUGUGAACGGAUGAAUUGUAUAUGAAUAUUUCUGUGCACAGUGUUUCUCAAACAAAACUACGAUAACGCAAUCAGUCGUUGCAUCCUCGUGCCCACACACUCGCUGUGUGGGUCCCAGCAGCGGUGAGGUUCCCAAACCAGUGAGCAUUGGUAUCUCUGAGUGGAAGGAGCUGUCUGUCACUCCAUGUAGGGCUGCCGGCGGACCUGCGCAGGAGUCCCGUAGAAAAGUCAGUGCCAUGGGCAGCUACAAAGAAAAGCUCGCCAAGCAGCAGGCCUGUCAGCUGCCACACAUUUGACUUGUGUGUUCAGCAUGGCACACGUGUGAUGCCGCGGAGACAGAUCUGGCUGAGCCUCGGAACACAUCGCAGAACAAGUUCCUUUGUCCUUGUAGAAAGCUUUUAUGUUUUUGUACACUGAUAAUUCUGUGUAUUAUCAUAUGUAUAUUGUUAAUACAUUAAAAAGUGUAAAUUUUCUGCACAUAGACAAGAGUAGAAACUAAUUUAUUUACGGUGUUGUGGGCGCGACCUCAGGUGGUGGCAGAGAAGGGUCCCUGCGGGACGGAGAGUACGCCUCUCACCGCCCUUGCGGGUCUGUCAGGGUUCACACAGCAUCCCAUCUGGACGCAGGGUGGCGAAACUUUACCGAAGAAAAUAAAUAAAUGAUUAAAGUAUUGUAAUAACACAGAAUUUCACCCAAAGUCUGAAGAACUGGUAAACACAAGCCGCACGAUAGGGUGACAGAGUCAUGGUGGAAGAUGCGGUGUCUGAAGCACCUGUGCGGCUGGCGGCUGACACCCAGCGUGAUAAAAUGCCCGUCACUUCAACUAGCUAGAUGCAUCACACGUCAUAUUUAACAAGUGGGCGAUAGAGGCAGUUUUUUUUCGUAACCGUCAAUCAGCUGGCCAAAAAGAGUACGUGGCCAGCUUCCUGGAUGUUGCCGGAAGCCUUCCAGCAGCGGCAGGAAACUCCCUCGCCACAUACCUCAGGCACAAGUUCCAGCGGAUGGCGAAGAGAAAAUUAGACAAUUUCUUGCAAGACUCGCACUCGAUUAUUAUUUUACCACAAACUGACGAGGGGGUGUAGGGCUAAAAUCAAAUAUCUAGUGAUAUGGUAAGUCGUUAAUCCGCACAGAAUUAUCGGCAUUGUAGGCGCCACACGCACCGCCGCACUCUUACUACGCCUUCACAGUGCUGAUGUAGCAACAAUAAUGAUGUAGUUCACUUCACACGGAAAAACAAGAAUCAAAAUGUUAGAACUCUAUUUUUAUUUAUUUAUUUUUUUUAUUAUUAUUGUUUCUGAAAUUUUUAAUGAAUCUAAGAAAACUGUUUGAUUCUUGAAGUAACAGCAGAGAUUUCUACGUAUUUAAGGAAAAGUGUUGUACGCAUGGUACACAUUAAUUUUUGGCGUCACUAUGAUGUACUAACACACACACACACACACACACACACACACACACACACACACACACACACACACACACACACACACACACACACACACUUCACCCCGCUUAUCAAAAAGAGCAAUUAAAAUAAAUGAGUAACAACUUUUUUUUCUUUCGUACCGGUGAAAGAUGCCGCCUUGGGUGACGCGUGGUGAAGCUCGCAACACAACAAAGCACAACACAACAUAACACAGCAUAACACAACACAGCCGCGGUGGAAGACUGAGGUUUGUGCGUCAUUAAGUGCACGAGGCGCGCUUACCGUUUUCAUUCAUUCCUGGCAGGAAUUCUAAAGUAGGAAAUGUAUGUCUGUCAAUGGGACAGGAUGAGGCAGGAAAGUUGGGGUAAAGGGAUGGAGGAAUGGAAGGCUGGGAGUUACUGGAGUGGAAGAUCAUUCCAUGUUCAGUCUGUUGGGUGUUCUCUCAGUCUUUCGGUCAAGGAGUUUUCAAGUUAUAGGCCACCAGCCAGUGCUGGGUAGCGAAUCGUGCUUCGACAGGUCGGCAGCUGACACCCGUUGUGUUGUUUGGUUAAAAGUCAAGUUUUGUACUUUUACUUCUUUCAGCAAGGUUACUUGGCGAUUAUUUUUCCAUGUUUUCAGUCACAUCCCUUUCUCCGCCCUCUCAUCGUAGUGAAUUUCACAGUUCAUAUAUUGUUGCUGCGGCAGACGGCUACUGUUCCUUUCCCAUAAAGUUGUCCUAUCAGUCUCUCCUCCACAUCAUUCCCUCUCACCAUGGAGGACGCCAUUCAUCCAUACUGAUAUAUACGAGUACAGUGGACUCGGAAACUACAUAUCAAACCCUCCUCUUGAAGUAAUACAUUUUAGCCUUUCACAUUCCACUGCAGGGUUGCAUUUUUCUACCGUUGUUUUCAUGGUCACUGCUCCGAUGGUAUUACUAACCGUACGUUUCUUUCCUUUCGGCACCACUGCUAAGGAAUCUUAUAUUUUGUUUCACUUUCUAACUCUUUGAAAUUCCUCUCUUACGGCACGGUAAUGAGAGGGAUUGUUGUCUUUGUUCAAUUUUGUACUAUACUUCUUGUUCAGUCUCCUUUUUUCUCCGUUUUCUUCAAUGUCUGGCCUCGCUACCAUCUCAAGCCAGCUCUUUACUCCGCCAUCAUGCUACAUCCAAGUCCCCACCCAGGAUGAACACUUGUGUUGUUGUUAGAAGCCAGUUGCCUUGUAUACAAUAUAUUUUUGAAAGUACAUGAAAAACAGUAAGAAAUGUUAGGUGAGGUUGUUAAAUAGCAGGGAUAUAGAAGCGCGUAGUGGAAGAUUGAACUAGUACGCCGCGCAGCAGUCGAAGGUUGGUCACUCGUAAUGUUCACGGGACAGAAAGGACAGGGACAGGAAGAGGCCAGAAGGGUGUGGAGGUACUCGAGGAAACUGGUUGUGAACGAUAGAAGAGUAAUUAUAACGGCUAGCUCUGGCUGGUGACAAGAAAGAUAACAUCACGUUAUGUAGGCUGCGCAAAGGUAGGUUUGAGAGGCCCUGGCUGAGUGCAGGCUGCGAGGGCUCUCCCAGUGACUGGCUGGGGGAGCCUAGCAUCCAGUCACACUGAUCAGAUCGUGUUCUUCUGCAACACAGCUCAGGUAUGCUUUCCGUUUACCCAGUCGCCUUACUUUGAUGGAGUUCUAUCUUAUGAACGUUGGGUUCUUUACCUUAUGCUCUCAUCUGAUGUCAAGUGGUAUGCCAACACCCCAGCACCACCACCACACUGAGGACUAACUGACCGGGCUCUCGCUGCACAGAGAACUCACGUCUUAGUCUCACAACAACAUCCACUACUGGAAAUUAUAUAAAAGCAUAAAUAAAUAAUCCAUACGAAACUCCUCGGUUUUGAUGUGAGGCUUUUCUCCAAUCCCCGUAUUACACAAUUCCGUAAGAACCGUGAAUCGUGGCACAUCCGUGGAUCAGUUCAGUAUGUACAGUUUGCAUGAGUAAUAUUAAAUAAGAUGUGGAUCCUCAACAAUGUUGCGAUGUACAACUGUGAGCAGUGCACUCGGUGACGGGGUGACAUCAGCAUCAAUUUGAUUCAUUCAUUCAAAUUUAUCCAGUUUUCGUAUUGAUGUUUUUGUACAUGUAAUUCACAACUCUAUAAUGUUUUACCCUUUUGAAUACACAUUGUUUCACCUUAAUUUAUUUCAAUAAAAUGACGGUGUUUCGACGCAAUAAAUUACCACAAUCUUACCAAUCAAAAAUUAUCAUAAUUGCCUUCCAAACCUCCUUCAUGCUUUCUUAUUCUAAGUGUUUUUGGCGUCGAUAGAUAUGUACCUACCACGUUGUUGUAUAAAUAUACAUGGCCAACGAAUAUAUAUUUUAUAGUCGUGCAAUACAUAAAGCCCCACUGUACCAAAGCUGUUGUGAUAGAUAUAGCAAAAAAUAAAGUCUUAUGUUACA